Messenger RNA from Arctia plantaginis, 852 nucleotides. The record is from the annotation of a GenBank genome assembly. Lineage: Eukaryota; Metazoa; Arthropoda; Insecta; Lepidoptera; Erebidae.
AUGAAGGGCGUAGUCCAUCAAGGUUUUAGGCGGUGUAAGUUCGCCACUCAAACGAGAACAACUGAGGACAUGAAGCCCGGUCAGACCCACUUCGGGUACCAAGUUGUUAAUGAAGAAGAAAAAUCCAAAAAAGUUCAUGAGGUAUUCGAGACGGUUGCAGAGAAGUAUGAUCUGAUGAAUGAUGUUAUGUCAGCUGGCAUUCAUAGGCUGUGGAAGGAUAUAUUCAUACAGAGACUUGCUCCUGUGCCAGAAACAAAGCUACUAGAUAUGGCUGGGGGCACCGGUGAUAUAGCAUUCAGAUAUAUUAAAUACCUACAGAACCUAAAUGCCACCGACGCGGGGCGUAGCAGCGUCACCAUCUGCGAUAUCAACCAACACAUGUUAGACGUCGGAAAAGUGAGAGCAAAGAGGCUUGGUUACACAGAUGAAUCGUGCGGAGUGGAUAUAGACUGGGUCUGUGCUGACGCGGAGAAGCUCUCCUUUGCGGAUGAAAGUUUCAAUGCGUACACCAUCGCAUUCGGCAUAAGGAACUGUACACACGUAGACAAAGUGCUAGAUGAAGCUUACCGUGUGCUGUCGCCGGGCGGUCGGUUUAUGUGUCUCGAGUUCAGUCAACUGCCGAACGACACAUUACAGUGGGUCUACGAUCAGUAUUCCUUUCAAGUGAUCCCAGUACUUGGUCAGCUGUUUGCCGGACAAUGGAAACCCUACCAAUAUCUAGUUGAAAGCAUCAGGCAGUUCCCUAAUCAGGAGAAAUUCAAAUCCAUGAUUGAAGACGCCGGCUUCAGACAAGUAACAUAUGAGAAUCUUUUGUUUGGCACAUGCGCUAUACAUUCAGGGUUCAAGAUUUAA